Molecule: messenger RNA, 2994 nt
Organism: Knipowitschia caucasica
Lineage: Eukaryota; Metazoa; Chordata; Actinopteri; Gobiiformes; Gobiidae
Source: the annotation of a GenBank genome assembly
AUGCUCUCACCUUCCCGAUAUGAGUCUCGUCCUCGCCCUCAACGCCCGAGUCGGUCUGAACAGGAAAGCUUUGCGUAUUUCUUCCCGGAGGACCACGAGCCUGCCACCCGGCCCGGUCCUUCCCCGGUGUGGCCCACUCCCUCUGGGCUGAGCGAGCACCAGGCCAGGGCCCGCUGUGGGGAGACUCUGGGAAAUUCCAGCUUGGCCCUCAGCUGCUCGAGGCUGCUCCCUGACUGGGUCUUGGCUCGGGUCGUGGAGAUGUGCGUGUCCGACCUGCAGCUCAAAGAUGACGAGUCCUGGAUGAACGCCACGCUGCCCCUGCUGGAGAACGAGUGCGAGCGCAAGCUGCUGGAGCAGAAGAGGAAGGAGGAGUAUCCCGAGGUCCUCGCUAUCCUCAGGUGCCCCGGUCUCUGCAAUGGGAACGGCCAGUGCUCUCCGAGGGGGUGUGAGUGCUUUCCAGGCUUUGGCUCGUACGACUGCAGCGCUCUGUCUGACCAGGUCCCAGAGAUGGUGGAACUGCAGAGAGCUGUGUGUGACGUUCAUCAGGACGACUGCAGCAGUGUGAGAGUGAGAGGACACGGCUUCAGAAACUCCCGCGGGCUCCAGUGUGAGUUCGUUCAAGAACAGUCUGCGGGGGGUGAGUGGGUGCUGGGGGAGCCGCAGUUGGUCCGGGCCUUCUUCCUGGACACCACAGUUCUGCGCUGCCAGCUCCCCCUACAGGACAGCUGGAGCGCUGCGGCCCAGCAGGCAGCAGGAGCAGCAUCCAGGCGACCACAGGAGCGUUGGCAGAUCCGAGUGUCCAAUGACGGCUACAGCUACAGUAACGCCAAGAUCCUGACCCUUUAUAAUGGAACGUGCCACAUUUGCAGGAGUGCCAGUGCGGAGGUCCUCUGCUCACUCAAGGAGAAAAAAUGCUUCAUCAAUGGUGUUUGCUACAGUGAAGGAGAGAGGAGUCCCAGCAGCAGCUGUCUCUCCUGCCUCCCAGAGACCUCCCCUCUCACCUGGUCCACUGCAGAUAAGAACAGCCCCCCGGUGUUCCAGCCGCUGCCCGCUCUGCUGCACUCCUUCCCUGGGCAGACUGUGAGGUUUCAGCUGGAGGCUCUGGACCCUGAAGGCUCCGAUCUGGUCUUCAGUCUGGACUCUGGUCCAAAGGGUUCCUCUGUGACCCCUGAGGGUCUCCUCAUGUGGAGGUCCUCAGAGAGCUCCAUAGACACACACACAUUCAGGGUGACUGUGAGGGACCACUGCGGGGCACACACGGCAGCCUCCAUACAGGUGUCCGUACUCCCAUGUGGCUGUCUGAACGGGGGCUCGUGCCUGGCCUCCCUGCUCCCCCCUGCAGAUGUGGCCCUGCUGUGUGCCUGUCCUGAAGGCUUCAGGGGCCCCCGCUGUGAGGAGGAUGUGGACGACUGCAAGCCCAACCCCUGCAGAUAUGCACGCUGCAUCGAUGGCCCCAACUCAUUCUCCUGCGUCUGCCCUCCAGGGAUGACCGGGCAUACAUGCAGAGAGGACGUGGACGAAUGCCUCUCUCAGCCGUGUUUCCCUGCAGUGAGCUGUGACAACACUCUGGGCUCUUUCACCUGCGGACUCUGCCCCAAAGGAUUUACUGGGGACGGGAGAAACUGCACAUGGGGGGCACAGCUUCCAAAAACACCUGUGUCGUCCAGACUGUCUCCCCCGUCUCCCCCCUCGCCCUGCAGCAGGAGGCCCUGCCACCCUGGUGUGCAGUGCUUUGAGAGUGUUCAUGUUUCGACUGGAUUUGUCUGUGGGCCCUGUCCUCACGGGCUUCAGGGGAAUGGACGAAUCUGCAGGAGAGCGAACCCAGACUCAACGGCGAGUCUGUCUGACCUCUUCCAAGUCCAAAGACACAACCCGCUCGCUCCCACCAGCCUUGUGCGCUUCAGUCCCCAGCCCGAGCGGAGACCCAAGCCCCAGGGAAGGAACCAGACUGUAGCCCUCUCUCCCAGCAGCCACAGUCCCCAGCUGAGCCCUGAGCUGGCCACUAGGGGGAGGUGGAGGAGCUGUGCGGACACCACCUGUUUCCCAGGAGUCCCCUGUGAGACCACCUCCACCGGGAGGGUCCAGUGUGGCCCCUGUCCACCUGGGUAUGGAGGCGACGGAGAGACGUGUGAAGCCGUCUGCAAGUAUCCGUGUGGGAAAAAUCAGAAGUGCUCUUUACCAAACACCUGCACAUGUAAGAAAGGCUUCACCGGAUACGGCUGCCAUAUUGCGGUAUGUCGUCCAGACUGCAAGAACCAGGGCCGUUGUGUGAGGCCCAGUGUGUGUCAGUGUCCUGCAGGAUACACAGGAGCCACAUGUGAACAAGCACACUGUGAGCCGCCCUGUCAGCACGGAGGGACCUGCGCCUCCAGGAACCACUGCACCUGCCCUUACGGAUACAUGGGUCCUACAUGUGACAUCAUGGUGUGUGUCCGACCCUGUGAACACGGAGGUGAGUGUGUGUCUGCCGACGUGUGCAGCUGUAAACCUGGCUGGUCUGGUCCCACGUGUGCGACAGCUGUGUGUGACCCACCCUGCUCUAAUGGAGGGACCUGCAUCAGACCCGACUACUGUGUGUGCUUCGCUGGAUUCUACGGCGCGCGCUGCCAGAUCGCUGUCUGUAACCCGCCUUGUAAAAAUGGAGGCCAGUGCAUAAGGAACAAUGUGUGCUGGUGUCCGGGGGGCUACACGGGGAGGAGGUGCCAGCAGAGUGUGUGUGAGCCUGCCUGCAUGAACCGAGCCAAGUGUGUGGGACCCAACCUCUGCUCCUGCGCGUCCGGCUGGAGUGGUGAAAAGUGCGACACUCUUGCCUUUCCCUGUGUGCUGCUGUUCUCUCCCUUCUGCUUAUGUGUGAAGGUGCUGUGGGCGUGCCCUGGAGGAGGAUGGUGCAUGAUUGGUGGAGUGGAGGCAAAUUGGGAAGGAGAGUAUUUAAACGGGGAGUGUCUUGGGCGGCUCUCUCUCUUAGGUGCCAGAAGCUGCCAGGUGGUAGCCUAA